ACUCUUCAACCUCUCUGUAAAAUGGCGUCGCUUAGAGUUCUCGUCGGAUGCAAGCGUGUCAUAGAUUAUGCGGUUAAGGUACGUGUUCGUCCAGAUAAAUUGGGUGUUGUCACCGAUGGCGUGAAACACAGCAUGAACCCAUUUGAUGAAAUAGCCAUAGAAGAAGCAGUCAGGUUAAAAGAAAAGAAAAUAGCCAAAGAAAUUGUUGCUGUGAGUUGUGGUCCAGCAAAAUGUCAGGAAACAUUACGUACAGCAUUAGCCAUGGGUGCAGAUCGUGCAAUUCAUGUAGAAAUAGCCGAGAAAGAAUACGAAGGAAUUGGCCCUUUACAGGUGUCAAAAAUGUUAGCAAAAUUAGCAAAGGAUGAAGACGCCAACUUGUUUAUUGUUGGAAAGCAAGCAAUUGAUGAUGAUUGUAACCAGACGGGUCAGAUGUUAGCUUCCUAUCUAGAUUGGCCACAAGCAACAUUUGCAUCGGAGGUUGUUGUUGAAGAUGGUGAUCUCAAAGUGACAAGAGAGGUUGACGGUGGGCUUGAGACUGUUAAAGUCAAGAUGCCAUGCGUGAUCACAGCUGAUCUCAGGUUGAAUGAACCAAGAUAUGCAACAUUACCAAACAUCAUGAAAGCUAAAAAGAAGCCAAUGUUAAAGAAGAAACCAGCUGACUUGGGUGUUGAUAUGACACCACAUGUUGAGGUAUUGAAAGUUGACGACCCACCAACCAGAGAGGCUGGUGUUAAAGUAGAGAGUGCAGAAGAAUUAGUUAGUAAAUUGAAAGAUGUUGGUUGUAUAUAGACAUCAGUAAAGGAAUCAAAUUAGCAUUGGUAUACAUGGUGUCCAUAGAAUCUACCAUGGAUGCUUAUAGAAUCAGAUGGACAUUAUUAUUUCCAUAUUUAAAAUAUCAGGGGUAUAUGACAGUUUGUAACUGUUGCAUUUCUAGAUUUUAUCCAAGACAAAGAUUUGUACAAAACUUUCCGCUUUCUGUGUUUAUGGGUUGGCAUUAAAAGGAGAAAAUAGAAA
Molecule: messenger RNA, 1014 nt
Organism: Saccoglossus kowalevskii
Lineage: Eukaryota; Metazoa; Hemichordata; Enteropneusta; Harrimaniidae
Product: electron transfer flavoprotein subunit beta-like
Biological process (GO): amino acid catabolic process; fatty acid beta-oxidation using acyl-CoA dehydrogenase
Cellular component (GO): mitochondrion
Molecular function (GO): electron transfer activity
Source: RefSeq, a predicted model, not a curated record